Heterobilharzia americana is the source of this 459-nucleotide messenger RNA. NCBI's taxonomy places the organism in Eukaryota, Metazoa, Platyhelminthes, Trematoda, Strigeidida, Schistosomatidae. The record is from the annotation of a GenBank genome assembly.
AUGAAUUACUAUCAGCCUAAAUCAAAUGGCAAUAUCCAUCCUACGUGUAAUGAAGUUUAUUCAUCUUUAUUAAUGAGUAGUUCGAAUAAAAGUAUGAUAAUGUCGACAAAGAACAUCAUGAUGAGAACAGAAGAACAAAAGUCAACAUCUAUUGAUGAUAAAAAUCUAUCCAGCAGUGUAUUAUCAGAAGAAAAAUUAAUCAAAUGCAAAAAAGAACGUUAUCGUGAACAUCAGCGCCGGAAACGUGCUUCCUUACAAUAUCGUCAUGCACAUGCAGCACGUGAACGUCAACGCGUAGCAGAAUUCAAUAAAGCCUUUAAAAAACUACACAGUUUACUGCCAACUAACCCAACUGGACGACGUUUAUCAAAGUUACAAAUACUCAAACUUUGUUCUUCUUAUAUAUCUUAUUUAACCUGGAUACUGAAAAGUGAUUGUUGUUAUUUUUCUUAUAUAUAA